AUGCCAACCCACACUGCUAACAAGUCAAAGGGCAAAGCAACCACCCGGCGCCACUCCUAUGACACCAGCCAAGGCGCCUUGCCUGCCCCCAAAUGGGCCCAUACUGCUGAUUGGAGCAAUGAUCUGGGCACAGAUGGGAACUCUGCCGAGUACCAUCUUGUGCAGUGGCUCAUUAUGCGCAGUGGGGCUUCCAUGAGAAGCGAUUGGGACCGCUGGAGGAAAUCACCCAAAGGCGGCAAUGGGGGUUGGGCCAACCUUCACCAAGGUGCGAUUUGGUACCUUGAGGAGAAGGGCUGCUCCAGCCAGCGGAAGCCCGAGACUGUCAAGACAAAGAUCACCUCAUUGAGAACAAGUUACAUCGACGCCUGGCAGUUUAAGACCAGCACUGGAGCUGGAUGGCUUAAUGAGGAGGAGCGUGACAGUGAAUUGCAAUCAGCCAUCUACCUCUGCCAGUCUAGAACCUCAUUGUCCAACAUAUUCUUGGGAAAAAAGGAUGAUGACAUUGAGGACAUCAAGGAAGAGGAUGACGACAAGGAGGACAAGGAUGGCGCGGACGGGGACAGGGCCAACAACAGGGAUGGGGAGGAGGAUGACAAUGAUGAUGAGGAUGGGGAUGGAGAGGAACACCCUCCAAAUGCUGGGAUGGCUGCGGACAAUGAGAUAAAGGGCCUCGAGAAGGGUGCCAAGGAGCACACCCAGCGCCACCACAAUGAGAUGUUACUGGUUGAGAAGGAGAAGAUGAAGACUGAGAAGGAGAGGAUGAUGGCGAGAAAGAGAGGGUCGAGAUUGAGAAGAAGAAGGCGGAGCAAGAGGUGUUGGUCUCCAAACUAG
This is a messenger RNA of Cryptococcus amylolentus CBS 6039, 831 nucleotides long. RefSeq lists its product as hypothetical. The record is from RefSeq and is a predicted model, not a curated record. Lineage: Eukaryota; Fungi; Basidiomycota; Tremellomycetes; Tremellales; Cryptococcaceae. The coding region runs from base 1 to 831 and encodes 276 amino acids. The transcript is spliced from 4 exons.